Messenger RNA from Lotus japonicus, 1548 nucleotides. RefSeq lists its product as uncharacterized. The coding region runs from base 334 to 1224 and encodes 296 amino acids. The record is from RefSeq and is a predicted model, not a curated record. Gene Ontology annotation, molecular function: catalytic activity. NCBI's taxonomy places the organism in Eukaryota, Viridiplantae, Streptophyta, Magnoliopsida, Fabales, Fabaceae. The transcript has 4 exons.
AAAACCAUUUCUUCUCAUUUGUCAUACUCAUAUGUGUCCUCUUGCUCUUACUCACCACCAUCAUCACAUGGGUUUAUGUUUUCUACUAGUACAUGCUUGAUGCUUUGAUUCCCAUAAGUUACUCGUGUUUUGCGGAUGGCUUCGCUGAAAAAGUUAGCCCACCAUAAAAUAUUAUUUUCGACUUGAACAUAAUUAUCUCGUACCAGCCGUGUGCUGGUGAGCGCGGAACUAAAUUCACGUGAGCUUGUAUUAUUCACGUAGUCCAGUGAAAACUCACAGCACACCUCACUCCACUCCACUCCACUCCACUCCACCGGAAGCAGCAGCAGAAAUAUGGAGAAAGGAGCGAAGGCGCUUCGUCGACUUCUGCAAUCCCCAGGGGUUCACCAGGGCCCUAUUGCUUUCAACGCUCUCAGUGCCAAGCUCGUUGAAUCCGCCGGAUUCCCCUUCUGUUUCACCGGCGGUUUCGCCAUCUCCGCCGCCAGAUUGGCUUUGCCAGAUGCCGGACUCAUUUCCUACGGUGAAAUGGUCGAUCAGGGCCGCCUCGUCACCCAGGCCAUCUCUGUCCCUGUCAUCGGCGACGCCGAUACCGGUUUCGGAAACUCGGUCAACGUCAAGAGAACAGUUAAGGGUUACAUCGCUGCUGGCUUUGCCGGAAUCAUGCUCGAAGAUCAGAUAUCUCCAAAAGCAUGUGGGCACACCCAAGGGAGGAAAGUGGUGUCUAGAGAAGAGGCGGUGAUGCGGAUCAAGGCAGCCAUUGAUGCCAGAACAGAGAGUGGCUCUGAUAUUGUCAUUGUGGCACGAUCCGAUGCACGACAAGCUGUGUCUUUGGAGGAAGCUCUCAUCAGGGCAAAGGCUUUUGCAGAAGCUGGAGCUGAUGUUCUUUUCAUUGAUGCACUCGCCUCAAUUGAAGAGAUGAAAGCUUUCUGUCAAGUUGCUCCCCAUGUUCCAAAAUUGGCCAAUAUGCUUGAAGGAGGAGGUAAAACACCAAUACUCAGCCCUCGUGAGCUUGACGAAAUUGGCUACAAGCUUGUUGUUUAUCCACUUUCUUUGCUGGGGGUUUCUAUAAAAGCAAUGCAGGAUGCACUUGCUGCCAUUAAGGAUGGCGGUGUUCCUCCGCCUGAAAGCAUGCCAUCUUUUGAAGAAAUUAAGGAUAUCGUAGGUUUCAAUGCUUAUUAUGAAGAAGAGAAGCGUUAUGCUACAAGCUCCGGUCAACAGAUUUAAUAGAGAGGAAGGAGAGAUGAAUCUUUAAAAUUAAUAUCAACCCUUUUACCAAGGGGGGCAUUGUUUGUUAACUGAUAAUGGCAAUGGCUGGAGGCUAAUUAGAUUCAUAAGCAAUCAUUUCCUACUUCUCUCUUCUUAACUAUGUCUGUACUCUCUAGGAUAUGUUCAGCACUGAAGUAUGAAUAUCAAGCUAAAUAUCUGAUCAGUGAAUUUCAGCUAUCUUUUCAUAAGUGAAUUUCUCUGUUUAACUUCUAGGUGAAAAUCAAAGACUGAAGAAAGUUCGUGCUGAUAAAUUGUAAAUAUACAAUGUAUUUCUUUCUUGCA